Molecule: messenger RNA, 2176 nt
Organism: Brassica napus (rape)
Lineage: Eukaryota; Viridiplantae; Streptophyta; Magnoliopsida; Brassicales; Brassicaceae
Exons: 2
Coding region: 76-1974 (632 amino acids)
Source: RefSeq, a predicted model, not a curated record
AAUACCAUUAUAAUUAAGAAAAGAAAGAGAGAAAAACGCUCUGCGGCGACUGCGAUGGCGACACAUUAGGUUUCUAUGAUUCAACGACGGUGGAAACCUGAAAUCGACCGGGAUUUCCAGAUCGACACGGUAUCGGCUCAUUAUAAUCAAGAUGGAAAGUUUGGGAACCAGGGAAGGAAUUGGGGAAAAAGAUCCGUAUCGGAUCUGCGAGGGUUUUUGGCGAAUCAUUACAAGUUGGAAAUCGAUUUGCGAUCUCAAUCUUCACUAAAUCGAAUCCCUCGCAAACCGAAGAGCCAACUUAUUGGGAGUUCUGGAGAUAUAAAAAAUGGUGAAGGGGCGCGAAAGAGAUUGAAGAUAUCGGUCCCUCAUUUCAACAACUCGGAUCUAAUCAAGGGCUAUUCCAAAACAUUAAUUGGAAGAUGCAUGAACCCUGCGGAGCAAAAUGUCAAGUUCUUGGUGGGGACGCUUCCUAAAAUUUGGGGAUUGGAGGAAAAAGUAGUGGGUACUGACUUGGGGCUUGGGAGGUUUCAGUUUGACUUUGAUGCAGAGGAAGACAUCGAAACGGUGCUGAAGAUGCAGCCAUUUCAUUUCGACUACUGGAUGAUUUCCCUGGUUCGUUGGCAACCAAGGAAGUCUAAAAACUAUCCCUCAGAGAUCACUUUUUGGAUCAAGGUUUUGGGAGUGCCUUUGGAGUUCUGGGAAGCUCCAACUUUCAGGAGCAUAGGUGAUGCAAUUGGGGUCACAAAGGAGGUUGACUUGGAUUAUGGUAGAGUCCAAGUGGUGGUUGAUGGGUAUAAGGAACUCACGUUUGAGACGACGGUGGAUUUCAAGGGAGGAGAGUACUAUGAAGAAGAGGAGGCUCCAGUAUCCUUGCGGUAUGAAAAACUGUUUGGUUUUUGUGAAACAUGCUUCAGCCUGUGUCAUAAGAUGGAGAAGUGCCCACUGACCAUAGCUACCACGGAGAAGGCGGUGGAGAUAAGGGAUGAUGCUGAGUGUGGUUUAAAUGAUCGCGCUCGCAGCUACAAAGGAGUGGUCAUAAACGGAAAUGGAGGGCAACAAGAUCGGGGAAGAGAGAAACGUGAGUAUCAAGGGAAAGGCAAGGGGAAAAUGUUUGAGGAGACGGAUUCAAAGUGGGUCAGGGCUGCAGAUAGGGAGUCUAAAGCUUCUAAUCACAAAAACCAUCGUAAUGGCCACCGUGGUGAUGAAGGAAACUCUCGUUACAGGAACUCAAGAAGGGAGCACACCAGGACUCAUCAUCAAGACGAUCGCUCAAGAAAUAUUGCAGGAACGAGAGGUGAGAGAGUACCUCGCAUUGGGUUUCAACCGGAAGGGCUGGAGGAGGGUGAGAUCAAAGAGAAAGAGAUGGAGCGAUCAAUUCAAAUGGAGGAGAAGGUACCAGAACGGACGCAGCCCUCACAAGCAUUCCUUGAUGCGCUAAUGGCGACACAAGGAGAACUAUCUAAGGUAUUACCGAACCCCUCUAGUGGAGAACAAGAGCUAGGUGUAGAGCUAGGUGUGGAGAAUAUGGAUUUGGGUAUAGUAGACGGGAAUAAUGUAGAGACUGAUGGGAAUCUGGGUUUAGCGGAAAACUAUAUUGAGGAUGCUAGUUUUGGGAAUCAUAAGAGUAUGGGAGAGGACGAGGUUCAGAUGCUUAUUGAGGAAGAGAUAGAGGAAGAGGUUAAAGCACAGGUGGUUAUAACUGAGGUGCUUGAGGAGAAGAAGAAGUUCGAGGACAUGGAUGGGAAGGAUGGAGUCGCUGGGGAGGUGGAGAAGAGACAAGGUGUUCGUAAAAAGGUGGUUAAGCCGUCUGUAGGAGCUGCAGCUUCUAAUAAAUUGAAGAUGGCUCAGUUGGUGACGGCAAAACGUGUGGUAGCCAAACCAGGCAUUCGUCAUGGUGAUCACUCUAAGCAGGGGGAGGAUAAGGGUACAUCAGGUCCAAAACAUGACUCUGCAAAGCAAGUAAAAGAUCCAUGAAUACAAGCAUAUGGAUAGAAAAGUCACUUGGGCAGGUUAUGAUUUAUGGUUUUAUUUCAGUUUUAAUAAGCUCUCUGAGCAUUUAUACUUGGUGUUUUUUGGAUUCUUGUUGGUUUUAUGAUUGUCUCUUUUUAGUUUGUUUUGUGGAAUGGUUCUGCAUUAUGAUCUCUAAAUGGAAUAAACAUGGUUUUUUAGAGUGUUA